This is a messenger RNA of Brachypodium distachyon (stiff brome), 1989 nucleotides long. RefSeq lists its product as uncharacterized. NCBI's taxonomy places the organism in Eukaryota, Viridiplantae, Streptophyta, Magnoliopsida, Poales, Poaceae. The transcript is spliced from 3 exons. The record is from RefSeq and is a predicted model, not a curated record. Bases 160 to 1593 code for a protein of 477 amino acids.
GAAAAAGGGUACCCUGCGCUCAAAGAAAAGAAAUAAAAGAAAAAAGAAAAGGGUUGCCCAACCUAGGGUUUGCGUUCCUUGUUUGCCUUCUCUUCUUCCGCCGUCGCGGCCUCUUUUCCCCAUCCUCUCCGAUCUCCGAUUGUUCUUCUCUACACCGCCAUGGCUGCACCCGAUGGCGAUGGAGUGAUCCUUUCCGAUCUAUCGCAGAGAGUGGACAAGGAAAAGCGCCCUCGAUGCUUACCAGAAAAUCAUCGGUUCCGGAUCCGUCCACCCAUCCACCACCCCAGCUUCAUGGACGAUCCUCCCCCCGAAUCGAUCGUCCUCGACGCCCAGGCCUACCUCGACGACCGCACCAAUGCCUCCACCGCCGAGGGCUGCACGGCCCGCGGCCAUCGCAUCAAGGUGACCUUCUGGAUUUCACACCCACCGCGCGUGUCAUAUUUCACCGUGCACUUUCCGGAUCUCCCUGAACCCUCGGGCAAGAUCGGCGAGUUGCCCCGGAUCGUCCGCACCGACGGCGACCUCGUCCUACUCCGUGUGUCCGUCUGCCCUCCCGGUCUCCGCCUCCGCCCGGAAUUCAAUGACCACAUCAUCUACCGGGCCGGCAGCAAGACGCUUCAGGUGCUCCCCCUCAAUCCAGACCGCAAGCGCUUACCUUGUGACGCGCAAGUUGGUCUCCUCAAUUGCCAUGACGACACCGGCAGGUUCUUCGUAGCCGCUCUCUCUUCAGUUUACCGCCGUGGGCAUUACAAGCUCGAGCUGUACGACUCCAGGAAACGCAUAUGGAGCACCAAGCCCAUGUAUGUUGAGUCGUCGCAGGCUCAUGACUACUCUUUCACUAGCACAACCAAAGUGAUCACCAUAGGAGGGAAACGAGGUUCAAUCGGCUUCGUUGACCUCUUGCAGGGUAUCCUCAUCUGUGAUGUGCUUAUGGGGGAUGACAAUAUCCUUCGCUACAUCCGGUUGCCCUUUCUCAUGGCUUCGAACAAGAUGUGCCGAGACCCUCCGACGUGCGAUCGGGACAUCACCGUCAGUCAGGGCUACAUCAAGUACUUUGAUAUGUGUGUUCAUGCUGAGCCUGGCUCGUGCAUUGGCACCUCCUACACUUCCCAAGACUGGGAGGCCGCCACAUGGAAAUGGGUGGAUUCUGAGAAGAAUUGGCACAUGGAGUACAGGCUCAAAGCUUCCAAUGUCCUGGUGGACAAGAGUCACUAUGAAUUGCUCCCUAAUCCUCUUCAUCCCCAUGGGCCUACAGAGAUGAAGCCAACUUUGAGAAGACUCCAUGUGGGCCAUCCUGCUCUGAGCAUGCAUGAUGAUACUGUGUACAUCAUGGCCAAGGUUCACCACAUGGACAGCCAUAAGGCGUGGAUGCUUGCUGUUGAUAUGAGGAACAAGACUCUAAAUGGAGUGGCUGAUUUCAGGCCUGAAAGAACCUAUCGUUUCAAUUUGACGUACCUUCAAAGCAAGAUCUCCAAGCAUCUGGCCAAAAGGUCUUCCAACAGUCGUCACUUUGAAGGAGAAGUUUGUCAUCAUCUGUUGAAGUUUCGGACUACUGCUGAUCAACGAAGGCAAGAUAUGGUUUAUGCCACUUAAUAUUUAUGGAGUCUGUUAGUGCCCCAUUUGGCACAAAGAUCAUGCUCUUAGUGGGCAUGAGUUACAGGGCGGUUGCACCAAGGUGAUGGGAGCAUUUGCUACAUGAUUCAGAAGUUGGGGAGCAUUGGAACAGAGAGUACUGGACUUGAAGAUAUUGAAGGUGUAUGAGUAAAGAUAGUGAUGUGGACCAUGUUUGAGCAAUAUUCUGAUUAUGUUUGAUGUGUCUUGCUGAACUAUCUCAUGCUUUUCGAUCCUCUCAACUGUUAGGACUCCAUAAUUGGUCUGUUUAAUACUUUUUUUUUAUCUAGUUUGGUCUUUUCUGUUUUAUUGCACUGUUUAUUAUGUAUGCACAUUUUUCUAUUUCCAUAUACUAUUCUCUAUUUCCAUAAAUAGCAA